Molecule: messenger RNA, 1986 nt
Organism: Menidia menidia (Atlantic silverside)
Lineage: Eukaryota; Metazoa; Chordata; Actinopteri; Atheriniformes; Atherinopsidae
Source: the annotation of a GenBank genome assembly
AUGGACUUCCCGGAUCAUUUCCGGCACAUUUUCAAACAGCUCGACCACCAGCGUCUCCACUCGCAGCUGUGUGACUGCGUGGUGGUGGUUGGAGGUCAGAGCUUCCAGGCUCACCGCUCCAUCCUGGCCGCCUGCAGCUCCCACUUCAGGGCUCUGCUGGGCUCCGGGGAGGGCUCCGAGGACAGAUCCGGGGAGGGCUCCGGGGCGGACGCAGGCCCCAGUGUGAUGCAGCUGGACCCGGGGGUGGUGACUCCGGAGGCCUUCUCCACCCUGCUGGACAUGAUCUACACCUCCACCCUCUCCUUGGGCUCGGCCAACGUGAUGGAUGUGCUGCUGGCAGCGUCUCACCUGCACCUCAACGCUGUCGUCAAGGCCUGCAAGCUCCACCUGUCCAGGAAGAACUUCCCCGCCUCGGCGCCCAGAGGCUGGAGGUCAGUGCAGCAGCAGCCGCAGCAGCAGGAGGGUCCACGCUCCCAGACGGCAGCCGGCUCCCAGCAGCCUGUCACAUCAGCCAUGGAGGAGGACCUCGAUAAAGAGGAGUUGAGGCUUCAGGUGAGUCAGUCCGGCGGAGAUGACGACGGGCCGCAGGACGCAACGCCUUCCAUCGGAUUCAAGAGAAAGUCGCAGGAGGAAGGCCGAGGAGAAAGGAAGAGAUGCAGCAGGCCGCCCGGAGGAAACUACAAGGAGUGUUCACCCACUGUGACCAGGAGCUCGGAGGAAGGAGACCCGCCGUCCCGAGACUGCCCGGAGACCACCGACGGGUUCUGGGAAAAGCAGGGAAACGACGAAGUGGAGGCCAAAUACGACGCGGGCAGGGGAGAGCUGGACGAAAUUCAGCUGCCGUCCCAGUCGGACAGCAGCACGGGAGGAGGGGCGGCGUGGGAGAGGGGUGAGGACGGCGUCCUUAAAGUGAAGGUGGGAGAGGAGGAGGCAGACGAGACCGAGAUGGCGGUGAUCGAGGUGAAGAAGGAAAACCUGAGCUCCUAUCCCCCCGACCUGGACGUGUUUCCGAACCCAUGUCCUCCAUCGCCCCUGCAGCACUGUGCGGACAGUUUGGACGCACAGAUGAGCGAGGAGAGAACGGCGGCGGCGGCUAACGGAGGCUCUCUGCAGCCUCCGGCCUGCGCAGAGCUCAGCGCCGACACGCAGGGAGGAGAUCUGGUGGAGGACCCGGUGGACGGCGAGAGCCUGGACAGCCUCUCCGAGCUGGCCUUUUCCUGCUUCCUUAAUCCCAGCGGUGAAGGCGUGAUGGACGCUCUGGAGGAAGAGGACAGCCUCGCCAGCCUCACCGCCGCCGCCACCGCCGCCGCGGCUGCAGCCAGCGACGCCCCGACGGCCCCCCAGGACGCACAGGGGGAGAAGCCCCGGGAAGACAGCUCCCCUUUGGCCCCGUCCUCCGAUUCUCCGCCUUCUCUGGUUUUUCCGGUAGCUUCCGUCCCGCUGCAGCAGCUUCUCCCGACUCAGAGCCCCGGUUACAGCGAUACCAUCAUCCUCCAGCACCCCCAGAGCUCCUUGGGGUUCUUGAGCGGUCUCAGACCGGGCGUCGGUCUGGACGCGUCCCUCGUCCAGUCCUCCAAGGCCGGGAAAACGUUGGGGGCCACGGCUUUCCGCCGCAUCGCCCCCAAAGUGCUGCCCGGGUCCAAAACCUCCACCGACGCGUCUUCUGGAUCGGCCGGGGACGUCCCGGACCGCCCGACUCUGACCAGGGCUUCGGAGGACGUUCUCUCCAAAUGCAAGAAAGCGGCGGCCGAGGACCACGUGCUGCUGGUGGAAGGGGAGAAGAAAUACGCCUGCAAGAUCUGCUGCAAGACCUUCAUGAACCUGACGGACUGCAAGAAGCACAUCCGCGUCCACACGGGGGAAAAGCCCUAUCCCUGUCCCAAGUGUGGCAAACGCUUCAGCCAGUCCUCCCACCUCUACAAGCACUCCAAGAACACCUGCAUGAACUGGAAAGACGCCUCGCCUUUCACGGACACGCUGCUCUGA